Aspergillus pseudonomiae is the source of this 1151-nucleotide messenger RNA. RefSeq lists its product as uncharacterized. The transcript has 3 exons. The record is from RefSeq and is a predicted model, not a curated record. Bases 320 to 838 code for a protein of 172 amino acids. NCBI's taxonomy places the organism in Eukaryota, Fungi, Ascomycota, Eurotiomycetes, Eurotiales, Aspergillaceae.
UUUUUCUUUUUCUUUUUUUUUUUUUUUUCUGUUUCCGUGAACGAUACCAAACCAGUAACUGAUCAUUCCACUACUCGGGGAACCGGAGCCGAUGUUCUCUCCACAGUCAAGGGAGAAAGUGCAUGUGGUGGCUAUUCGGACAUAAAUAGUGCUUCUAUCCCAUCGCCUCCCUUCGCCACCCCGCGAUCGUACAUUCCACAUUCUCCUCUUCAAUCCUGACCUGCCUCUUUUCUCUUCCUUAUCUAUUAGAUUAUUCUUUAAGAAUCCUUAUUACUAUCGUGCCUAAAUUCUCCGAACGAAACGCCAAAUUCCUUUCACAAUGAAAUUCUUCUCUUCGCUCGCCCUGCUGGUCUCCGCCGCUGCGGCCAACCCCAUUCUCCGCACUCGCGAUACCCCCGAGAACUUCCAUCUCAAGACCACUGGCGCCAGCAACUCAGCACAUAACGACCUCUAUGUCUACGGCUACCACACCGGUGCUGGAUUCAACGAUGCUGUUCUCACCUCGGACGUCGGUACCGCAAGCCCGGCCUUCCUGAACGGCACGAAUGUCCAGUUCAGUCUCGACACGCCUUUUCCUUGGGGACUGGUAAUGCGACCACAGAACAACUACGGCGCGUGGGAGCCGGUCGAGAUCAACACUGGAUAUGGUACCGGUAGUUUCUCCAUCAACGAUGACGGCUUGAAUUGGUCGGAACAGCAGGGAUUCGGCGGCUGGUUGGUCUGCGACUGGUACCACAAUGCGCCCCAGCUCUUCUAUCUGUUCAAGAACUCCAACAGGCAGCCUAUCAUUCCUUCCUCCUGCAGCACGGUUCAACUCGCCGUCGAGCCUGUUUCCUAAACGGGAAAAUCUGCACGAGUUUGCCACUGGCAUGCCAUGGGUCUCGCAGUGACAGAGACUUCCUGAGUGGUAAUGCACAGGGGAUCGGAGAAAGACGUCCCGGUCCCUGAGACGAUUGUAUCAAUAACUUGGAUACGUACAUGCUGAUAUAAACUUAAAUAAUCAUAAUGAGUCGGGUGUGAUGGGAGUUGGAUUUUGAGUGUAUAUUAUUACACCGUGGUUGACGAUCUUCGGUACUUAAUGACCCUGAUGUUACAGAUAAAUAGCAAUAGCUAGAGGAAAAGAAAAAAAAAUUCAAUAAACAUGGCACACA